Molecule: messenger RNA, 711 nt
Organism: Capronia epimyces CBS 606.96
Lineage: Eukaryota; Fungi; Ascomycota; Eurotiomycetes; Chaetothyriales; Herpotrichiellaceae
Exons: 2
Coding region: 1-711 (236 amino acids)
Cellular component (GO): endomembrane system; membrane
Source: RefSeq, a predicted model, not a curated record
AUGGCCAUGACAACAACACCCGCUCUGCAGAGGUUGACGUCCUCGCCACGAAGCGUGUCAGCCACCAUCCAUGCAACGGGGCUCUUAUGCUUUGCGGCCUCGUUUGUAUGGCUGCCGAACAUCACCAACCCGCUCCACAGAGGCUUCGGCGGGUCGUACCAGUUCCUGACCAUCAUUGCGCUCACGUUAUCCACCAUGACAUUCGCAACCGGAUUCGUUGCCGACCUCUCUCAAAACACCCGACUCGCUGCUCUCAAGAGCAGGCUCUCCGUAUGCGCGACGCCCCUGGAGCUUCUCGUCACCAUCUCCUACUGGGGCCUGCGCUGUAUUGACAAGACGUUGGUCGUGCCUCCUGGGCACGAGGUCCCGUUCAUCCCAGAUUUCGGCUUCCACGCUAUGCCGGGCAUCAUGAUAAUACUGGAUUUGAUGCUCCUGAGCCCGCCGUGGUCGAUCAAGGCUGACGGUGCCCUUGCGCUCAACUCUUUUAUGGCGUUGUCAUACUUGGCUUGGCUGGAGUACUGUUUCUCGCAGAACCGAUGGUAUCCUUAUCCGCUCCUUGCGCGGCUGUCCAUGCGGCAGAAGCUAUGCCUUGUGCCUGUUUCAGCGGUCCUCAUGACGGGUAGCACCAUGGCUUUGAAGAGGGUAUAUCGAAGAGUUAAUAAAGUGCAAAGGUUUGGGAGGGACGCCAUCAUCGCCGUCAAAACAGAUUGA